AUGCGCUCACUGGCCCUUGAGACAAACGCAGAUCAAUGGAUCCAAGUCUUCACUGAUGGGUCAUACAUGGAAAGGCUCCAAGUCUUUACUGUUGGGUCAUACAUAGAAAACCAAACAAAGGCUGGUGCAGGUGUUUACUCUGAACUAUUCUCUUUCUACGCAGAAGUGGGACACAUUUCCGAGAGAAACAAAAACCAAACAGUGAUUCUACAAUGGAUUCCUGGUCACUGUGGCAUUAAAGGUAAUGAGCUUGCUGACACACUUGCUAAGAAGGGGACAACGAUAUUGCAAUGCAUGGACCGGCCGAUGUCUUUCCACAAAAUGAAGGCCUUAAUCAGGAGAGAACACAUGACCUCAAGGUGCAACGAACUUAAGGCUCGAACAAAGGACAAACAGUGGACAGUGGCAUUCUCCGAAAUAGCCGAAUUGCCAAGAAUCGAAGCCGUUGCUGAGUUCGGACUACGUACCGGACGCGAUUGCCUGGCAAAACACCUUCACAGAUUAGGAGUACACACUCAACCAACAUGCCCCCUGAGUAACCUACAGGAGGAAAUGGUGAAGACCCAACUGAUUCGGUGUCCAGCCCUAAAGACAACGAUGGAAACCCAGAGAUACUGGGAAGCCAUUAUCCAUCAUUGCCAUCAUUGUCCCAUCUCACCGUCGGUCCUCUACUUUGUGAAGGAUUGCCUCUUCUUGUUAACCAUUACAAUUUUAAAGGCAUGUCCCAGAUAA
Rodentolepis nana is the source of this 732-nucleotide messenger RNA. The record is from the annotation of a GenBank genome assembly. Lineage: Eukaryota; Metazoa; Platyhelminthes; Cestoda; Cyclophyllidea; Hymenolepididae.